AAAGGCAUUGGUGAUCUUUCCAGUGUAAACACAUGGCUCUACGUGUUCUUCUGUUAUGAAUUUGUAGCUUAGGGAGACCGCAUCUUUAUAACUAUGCCAUUGUUUGUAUAAUAAAAUACUUGAAUACCUUUUAUUAAUCAACUUCAUAUAAAACCUUGAAUAAUGAAGACCUUAGUUAUUGCGACAGCUCUAAUUGCAGCCUUUUGUCAGUUGGCUGAGGGAAUUGCCGUGAUGAGUGUUGAUUUAGGUACUGAAUGGAUGAAAGUAGCCAUUGUAUCUCCGGGAGUGCCAAUGGAAAUAGCCUUGAACAAAGAGUCCAAGCGCAAGACACCUGUUUGCAUUUCCUUCCGAGAUGGUGAGAGGACAUUCGGUGAAGAUGCUCAGACAGUGGGUGUUCGUUUUCCACAAAAUAGUUACAGUUACCUGCUAGAUCUUGUGGGGAAAAAUGUAGAAAAUCCAGCUGUCAAACUUUUCCAGAAACGCUUUCCCUACUACAAUAUAAAACCGGAUCCAGACAGAGGCACAGUCGUCUUUCAGCAUGACAGUGAAACUACAUACAGUGUGGAGGAGCUGUUAGCCAUGAUCCUACACAAGGCCCGUCAGUUCGCACAGAGCUCAGCUAACCAAGCCAUCAACGAGGCAGUGAUCACAGUUCCUGGCUAUUUCAAUCAAGCUGAGAGGCGAGCUGUGCUCCAAGCUGCUCAGAUGGCUGACAUCAAAGUGCUACAGUUGAUGAAUGAUUACAUGGCCGUUGCUCUGAAUUAUGGAAUCUUCAGACGUAAAGACUUCAAUGAGACUGCCCAAUAUGUAAUGUUCUAUGACAUGGGUGCUUCAAGUACCUCAGCUACCGUGGUUAGCUAUCAAUUGGUUAAAACUAAAGAGAAAGGGAUUGUGGAGACAAAUCCUCAAGUUUCCAUUUUAGGUGUUGGCUAUGAUCGAACACUUGGAGGCUUAGAAAUGCAAAUAAGACUAAGAGAUUAUCUUGCCAAAAAGUUUAAUGAGAUGAAAAAAACAACUAAGGAUGUGUUUGAAAAUCACCGGGCGAUGGCCAAGCUGCUGAAGGAAGCUGGGAGAGUAAAGAAUGUUCUUAGUGCCAAUGUGGAUCAUUUUGCCCAGAUAGAAGGCUUGCUGGAUGAAAUCGACUUCAAGCUUCAGGUUACCAGAGAAGAAUUUGAAAAUCUUUGCUCAGAUCUUUUUGAGAGAGUAAAAAAUCCAAUACAACAAGCUCUCAAAACUUCAGGACUUACCAUGGAUAUUAUUAGUCAGGUGGUGCUGGUAGGAGCUGGCACAAGAGUGCCCAAGGUGCAGGAGAAACUAACAGCUGCUGUUCAUAUGGAGCUCAGCAAGAAUCUUAACACAGAUGAGGCUGCAUGUAUGGGAGCCGUGUACAAGGCAGCUGAUCUCUCUACGGGUUUCAAGGUCAAAAAAUUCAUCACUAAGGAUGCAGUCUUAUUUCCCAUUCAGGUAGUGUUUGAAAGGGAGUCUUCGGAGGCUAGCAGCAAGCCAGUUAAGAGGAUGCUGUUUGGGCCCAUGAACCCAUAUCCUCAGAAGAAAAUACUAACAUUCAACAAACACCAGUCUGAUUUCACAUUCACCGUGAACUACGCUGAACUGGACCACUUGCCUGCUGAUGAGAUCGAGAUGUUAGGUUCUCUGAACUUAUCAUCAGUGAGUUUAUCGGGUGUGGUGGCAGCCCUAGAGAAGCACAAGGGUACGCACACUGAGUCCAAGGGGAUCAAAGCCCACUGGACCCUGGACGAGAGUGGACUGCUGGUGCUGAACCAAGUUGAGCAAGUGCUGGAGCGAUCUGUCACUGCUGAGGAAGCGGAGGCUGAGGAAUCACCUCUCUCAAAACUGGGCAGUACCAUCAGUAAGCUGUUCACAGGUCCAGAAGAAACUUUGAAAGAAAAUUUGGAGAAACCCGUCCAUGAAGAACAAGAAGAAUCAAAGGAAUCGGACUCAACAGGAACAAAAAAAGAGGAAGAAAGCGAAGGAAACAAAUCUGCUGACAGCAGUAGUUCAGGAGAUGAGAAGAAAAACACUACCAACAAGGAAGAAGAUAAAAAGAAACCUAAGGUGGUUGUGAUUAAAGAGCCUAUUGUUGUGAACGUGUCAGAGACUGUGGUUCCUGCAAUGGGUGAGGAACACCUCCAGCAGUCUAUUGCCAAAAUUGAUGCACUGAACCAGUUUGAUGCAGAGAAGUCAAGAAGAGAAGGUGCUUUAAAUGCUCUCGAGAGCUUUGUAUUUGACGUGAAGACUAAACUGGAGGAUGAGGAAGAGUACAAAUCUGCUGCCACUCAAACUGAAUUGGAAUCAAUAACUAAACUGUAUACCGAGAUGAUGGAAUGGCUGGACGAUGAAGGCCUAACAGCAGAUGCUAACAGCUAUGAGAAAAAGCUGAGUGAACUAAAAUCACUCACUAAGCCAGUGUGGAAAAGAGUCGCUGAGGCGAAUGAGAGGCCAGAAGCCAUCGCAGCGCUCUUGGCCACUAUCAAUGGGAGCAGAAACUUCCUCACAACUAUCAAAAACAUGUCAGAGGCUCAGGUCACAGACCCUGCAGACCCACCCAUGUUCACACAGAUUGAGUUAGAUACUCUAGGAAAAGUCAUCAAUGAAACACAGGAAUGGCUUGACAAAAUAGUUGUUGAUCAAGAGAAACUAGCACCCCAUGAAACUCCAGUUCUAACUGUCAGGUCUUUGGUUGAAAAAAUGGGCACUCUUGACAGAGAGGUUAAAUAUCUCGUAAAUAAAGCAAAAAUUUGGAAGCCAAAAAUCAAGAAAGAAGAUUCAACUAAAGAUGCUACAAGCAAUAAAACAACUGAAAAAGAAAAAGAGGACAGUAAAUCAGAGAAACAGUCUGAUAAGAUCAAAAUUGAAGAAUUUAAAGAAGAAAGUGUUCUUGAAACUGAGGAACUAAGACCCUCCUCCGAAGAAAAUAUAGAAAAAGAGUCGAGUAAUUUUACUUCAAGUAAAGAGAAAGUAGAAGAUGAUAGAAAGACUGAGAAACCUGCAGAUGAUAAAGAAAAUGAGAGAAAAGAGGAAGAAGAACAUAAAAAAACAGAAACCCCAGAAGAUGUAACUCCCAAAGAACCUAGCACAACAGAAACAAAGACAGAUGAAGACAAGCACACAGAACUGUAACAAGAAGUUUGUUUAGAUCUUGUGUAUGACAAUUUAAGGAGGAUAUGUGCUGUCAAUCAAGGCUGACUACCAUCAAGUAUUAAAAAGGACACAAAUAUCCUUGUUUAUUCCGAGUGUAGUUUUUCUUUCUGUGGACUGUGUACAGUAUGUUUAUACAAUUUGUGCAACUUGCGCAUUAUUUUCAUUUUGUGGGUUUUACCACAACUAUCCCUAGUUCUUAUAAAGUUAUAUAUUCCUAACAUGAAAUAGUGCCACUACCUCAGUUCAGUGUUUGCAUUUACAGUUUUACCACAAUUUAUAGAAAGUGUUUCUGUUCAUUACAUAGUUUGUAGUAACAAACGUACAUGUUACUAUAAAUUAAAAUUCUUGUUGGUCAAAUUAAAUUAACUGUUCAUUUUACCCCUCAGAAAAGAGGUAGUUUUCUGGUUUUUAGGUUGUACUUAGUUCAUAUGGAAUGAUCAUUUACUGGUGCAUGUGAUGUAUAUUUGUUUGACAAAAUAUUAAACAUAGUGUUAUGUUUUAAGUUAUUUAAAUUGUAUAUUAAUGUUUGCUUAUCUUUCCUUACAUUUCUGUUAUGAAAUAUAAAGACCUACAGUCAUUCCACGAUUUGUUUUCUAAGUUACUCUCUACUCAUAUUUUUAUUUAUUCUUUCUACCAAUGUCAAUUUAUUUAUUAGUAAUAUUUAUGUUGUAGUAAUUUUUAUAUAGUAGUGGUUUUCAGUGAUGUCAGAAAAGGUUUUAUUUGUUUAGUGUAAUAUAAUAUGUUGCAUAAAAACACGUAUUGCAA
Messenger RNA from Homalodisca vitripennis (glassy-winged sharpshooter), 3927 nucleotides. It is a transcript of the gene Grp170, whose product is annotated as hypoxia up-regulated protein 1. Gene Ontology annotation, molecular function: ATP-dependent protein folding chaperone; ATP binding. Lineage: Eukaryota; Metazoa; Arthropoda; Insecta; Hemiptera; Cicadellidae. Gene Ontology annotation, cellular component: endoplasmic reticulum chaperone complex. The record is from RefSeq and is a predicted model, not a curated record. The transcript has 19 exons. Bases 163 to 3141 code for a protein of 992 amino acids. Gene Ontology annotation, biological process: endoplasmic reticulum unfolded protein response; cellular response to hypoxia; negative regulation of hypoxia-induced intrinsic apoptotic signaling pathway.